GGGAGACGAUAUCUUCGAUUAGAUUCUCAGAUCAUUAAAUUACGAUAAAACCCCACCACCUCUCGGUGGGUGUCUCCACAAACUUCAACCCACCUCAUCAUCAUCUUCCAUUUGCUGCUGCUGCUGCUUUUGCUUCUGUGGAGCGAGGAAGAUGGCGACGCACACCGCAUUCCACAGUGCACAAGUGAGCCGCCUCGUCCCCUUCAACCGUGCCCACGCGCUCCUCUACUCCGUCGCCGUCCUCGCCGCCCUCCACCGCCGCCUCGCGGCCCUCCUUGCCCCCGCGACCCUCCUCUCCAUCUCCGUCUCCCUCCCCCUCCUCCUCGCCGACCUCGUCCUCGCCUUCAUGUGGCUCACCUACCAGGCCCUCCGGUGGUGCCCGGUGCGCCGCCGGGAUUUCCCCGACCGACUCGCGCUGUCGGUCGACCCCAAGGACUUCCCCGCGAUCGACGUGUUCAUCUGCACCGCCGAUCCCCACAGGGAGCCGCCGAUGAGCGUCGCCAGCACCGCGCUGUCGGUGAUGGCCUUCGACUACCCAACCGACCGGAUCUCGAUCUAUGUGUCGGACGAUGGCGGCUCGGAGAUCACGCUCUUCGCCUUCAUGGAAGCCUCGAGGUUCGCCAGGUACUGGUUGCCCUUCUGCAAGGAGAAUGGGAUCGUCGUGAGGUCGCCGGAGGCUUACUUCAGAUCCAGCAAUGGCGGAGACUCAGAGAAGAUGAAGCUGCAGAUGAUGUACCAAACUAUGAAGGAGAAAGUGGAGACUGCUCUGGAGAGAGGUUAUGUGGGCAAUGAUCUGGUCUCCUCCCAAGAAGAAGCUGAAGUAUUCAAGAGAUGGAAAGGGCUUCCCAGCCAUGACCACCCAUCCAUGAUCCAGGUUUUACUCGACACCAGCAAGGAUACAGAUAUUAUGGGCAAUGCAUUGCCAAACGUUAUCUAUGUCUCCAGGGAGAAACGUCCAACAUCCGCUCAUCACUUCAAGGCUGGAGCCCUCAAUGUUUUGACACGUGUAUCGAGCACCAUGAGCAAUGGCCCGAUGAUCCUCACAUUGGACUGUGACACAUACUCUAAUGACCCUCGGUCUCCUCUCCGUGCACUCUGCUACUUUCUUGACCCUGCCUUGUCACCUGAUCUUGCCUUUGUACAGUUCCCCCAGAUCUUCCAAGGCCUUAACAAGAAUGAUAUCUAUGCGUGUGAGGUAAAGCGCCUUUAUACCAUUAAUCCAAGGGGAAAAGAUGGUCUUGGAGGGCCUAAUUAUGUUGGCACCGCAUGCUACUUCUCACGACGGUCUUUGCAAGGCACACCAUCAUCAACAUCUCUGGCUCCAGGGGCCAAUGAUCCAUUGUCUUCAGAGUCUGUACUGAGAAAAGCUCAUGAAGUGGCUAGUUGCACUUAUGAACCUGGCACAAAGUGGGGCUCAUCGAUUGGCUUCCGUUAUGGAUCACUUUCAGAGGACUACCACACAGGUUAUCAUCUUCAGUGUGAAGGAUGGAAAUCUGUCUUCUGCUACCCUGCGAGGCCAGCAUUCCUUGGCGAUGUGCCAAAGAAUCUAAAUGAUGUCCUUAGCCAACGCAAGAGAUGGUGCGUUGGGCUGUUCGAGGUGGCCUUCUCAAAGUGUUGCCCCCUGACCUUCGGCACCGUAAAGGCUUCACUGCUAGUGGGUUUAUGCUAUGCACAUGAAGCCUUUUGGGGUAGUUGGUGCAUUCCGAUAACAAUAUACGGUUUUCUUCCACAACUAGCUCUCAUCUACGGCAUCCCCUUGUUCCCAAAGGUCUCAGACCCAUGGUUCUACUUGUAUGCCUACCUCUUUUUCACUACCUAUGGCCAAGACCUUCUUGAGUUUCUUGCAGCUGAUGGAACAAUGGGGAGGUGGUGGAGUGACCAGAGGAUGUGGAUGAUCAUAGGCCUCACAUCUUAUCUAUUUGGAACAGUCCAAUUUGUACUCAAGAAAUUUGGCAUAUCUGCUCAAGGGUUCAAUGUGACCAGCAAAGUCAUGGAGGACGAACAGAGUAAGCGGUACGAGAAAGGGACCUUCGAUUUCGGAGUAGAGUCACCUUUCUUCGUAGUGCUUGGAGCAGUGGCCAUUGUAAACUUGAGCUCUUUGGUGUUAGGGAUUGCAAGAGCUGCAACGAUGGAGGGGGGGUUUGAUGAACUCUUUGUGCAACUGUUCUUAUCAGCAUUUGUCACCGCCAACUGCUGGCCUAUCUACGAGGCCAUGUUUCUGAGAAGCGACGAGGGGAAGCUGCCCAGAAAUGUUACAGUAAUCUCACUGGUAUUAGCAGGUUUCCUUCACUGCAUCGGAUAUCUCAUCUUCCACAAUUGAGGAAAAUGCUGCUUGGUUGCAUAAUCAAGUUGCAAUAUUUGACAUUGGAGAGCAAAGGAACGAUGAGCGCAUACUAAGAUUUUUGCUUGUGUAACUAAGAUCGUCCUAGAAAUGGCAGGAUUGCAAGAUCUUUCUGAGAGGAAAGCAACAUAAAAGAUUCAUUUGUUGUGCGA
Molecule: messenger RNA, 2493 nt
Organism: Musa acuminata AAA Group (dessert banana)
Lineage: Eukaryota; Viridiplantae; Streptophyta; Magnoliopsida; Zingiberales; Musaceae
Product: cellulose synthase-like protein G3
Exons: 6
Coding region: 152-2320 (722 amino acids)
Biological process (GO): cellulose biosynthetic process; plant-type primary cell wall biogenesis
Cellular component (GO): trans-Golgi network; plasma membrane
Molecular function (GO): cellulose synthase (UDP-forming) activity
Source: RefSeq, a predicted model, not a curated record